CACACACCCACCCACUCCCUGGGCGCCCCCGGGGCGGUUCCCUUCUGGAAACCUACUUGCUUUAUCUCCCAAUGAGAUGAGAUGAAACUCUUCGUCACCUCUAAUGGUGAGACUCCUCCUCCCUCCCUCUCUCCCGAGUCACCCUUCAUCCUUCUCUCUCCUCUCCCUCGCUUCUCCUCUCUCCCACCUCUUCCUUUCCUUCCUCCCCCACUCCCAGGAAUCUCUGCAGCAACGACCGAGACGAGGGGGAGGAGAAGACGACGAGGAAGAAGAGUGGGUCGUCUCCAAAGCCCAGCAUAUCCUCUCCCAGACCAAGUGGGCCAAUAGUCCCGAUCUCAUCCACCUCGCCGAAGCCCUCCUCCCCCGCCACGUACCUGAGAUCCUGCGAACCCACCUCGACCCCUGCCGCGCCGUCUCCUUCCUCCGCUGGCUCUCUCAGCGGCAUUUCUACAAACCCUGUCCGGACGACUACUUCGCGCUGAUCGAUCGGCUCCUCGCCGCGAGGAUGCUCACGCCCGCCAAUCGCGCCUGCAGCCAGAUGGUCAGAUCUUUCGAGACUAUGGAUGAUAUGAUCCGCGUCAUCGAUUUCUUGAAUGGCUCGAGGAGCGACGGAUUGGUGCUCGAUCUUUAUUGCUAUAACGGCAUCUUGAUCCAGCUGGGGAAGCUUCAGAUGGUCGGGGUUGCGAUGAAUGUUUACCGCCAGAUGUUGGGCCGUGGCAUGGAGCCGAAUCUCUUGACUUACAAUACUAUGAUCAAUAUUUUGUGUAGGGAUGGCAAGGUCAAGGAGGCUGGAUGCAUCUUGAGUAGGAUUUUGCAGCUCGAGAUGAAGCCCGAUACUUUUACUUACACCUCGCUGAUACUUGGGCAUUGUAGGAAUUGUGAUCUCAAUUCAGCAUUUUGGAUCUUUGAAUGGAUGGUUAAGGAGGGAUGCAACCCGAAUUCUGUGACAUACUCGACGCUGAUCAAUGGACUAUGUGAUGAUGGUAAGGUGGAUGAAGCAUUAGGGCUAAUGAAUGUGAUGGUGCAGAAGGGCGUGCAGCCAACUGUAUACACAUACACUGUCCCAAUUUCAGUCCUUUGCAACUCUGGGCAGGUAAGCAAGGCCUGCAGGUUGGUGAUUGAUAUGAGGAGUAGGAGAUGCAUGCCUAAUGUGCAAACUUACACAGCCCUUAUCAGUGGGUUCUGCAAAUCUGAUGGACUUCACUUGGCAAUUGGGUUGUUUCAUAAGAUGCUGAGGGAAGGAAUGACUCCGAAUACGAUCACAUAUAAUGCUUUGAUCGAUGGGUUGUGUGAGAAGAGGAGAAUUCAAUCUGCCACAAAGGUUUUUGAAGCAAUGGAGGGGCGAGGUUGCAUGCCGAAUUUGCAGACCUACAAUGAGAUGAUGAAGGGAUUCUGCCUGGUUGGUGCUGUUGAAAAGGCAAUGGUUCUCUUUCACAGAUUGCUCAUAUCAGGUCCUCCACCAAACCAGAUUACUUAUAACACUAUCAUAUAUGGAUACUGUAAGAUUGGCAACCAUAAUAAUGCCAUUCGGAUGGUUUAUCUGAUGAAAGAAAAUGGACACAAGCCUGAUGAGUGGACUUAUACUGAACUUAUUUGUGGAUUUUGCAAAGGAGGUGAGCUGGAUUUAGCUUGCAAGGCACUUGAAGUAAUGGCUGAACAAGGUUUAAGGUUGAAUGUAGUCACUUACACUACCUUAAUUGAUGGGUAUAGCAAGGAAGGGAAGCUAGAUAUUGCUUUGUCCUUAUUGAAUAAUAUGGAGGAAAAUGGCUGCAAGCCAAAUUUGCAGACUUUUAAUGCUAUUAUUAGUGGUUUUGCAAAGCAAAAUCAGUUAGCAGAAGCAGAAAAACUAUGUAGUGAGAUGGUUCAACGAGGUUUGUUGCCUAAUGUUGUAACUUAUACAUCUCUGAUCAAUGGGUUGUCCAAGAAUGGUGCCACAUCUGUUGCAAUAAGAGUCAUGGAUGAAAUGGUUGAGCAAGGCUGUUCACCAAAUCUUCAUACUUAUAGUGCUCUCAUCCAUGGCUUAUGUCAGGAGGGCAAGGCUCAGGAUGCUGAGAAGAUGUUUUUGGAAAUGGAAGACAGAGGAUUAGUUCCAGAUGAGGUUACAUAUACUUCGAUGAUGGAUGGUUGGAUUAUGGUAGGUAGGGUCGAUGAUGCCUUUUCACUAUUGAAGCGGAUGGUCACUACCGGAAAUAAACCUAACUAUUGGACGUACAGUGUUUUGAUGAAAGGAUUAUGGAAGGAGAAACAACUGACAGCAAAGAAACUUGCAGCUGUGCCAAAUGCAGUCUCCACAUGUAGCAUAGAUGAAAAAGCUACCAGUGUAGAUAUUUUUUCUAGUCUAUUAAUGAGAUUACCCGAGUAUGGAUAUGAACUGAAUAUUGAUGAGUAUAGAACCUUGGUAUGUGGCUUAUGUGGAGAAGGUAGGUGGUCUGAGGCAGAUCAGGUUGUCAAAAGUAUGGCUGUGCAAGGCCUGCCUCUAGAUGAAGAGAUCUAUAAUUCCUUGCUACAAGUUUAUGCAAAUAAUCUGAAAAUUGAACAUGCUUUGGAAUUACUGAAUGCAAUGACUUCCAUUGGAUUCGAGCCAUGUCUAAUGGGUUAUAAGUCACUAAUAUGUGCCUUAUGCGAAGUUGAUAGGGUGCAAGAAGCUCAGAAUCUUUUCCAUUGUAUGCUUCUGCAGCACUGGAGCCCUGAUGAAGUUGUUUGGACAAUACUAAUUGAUGGACUUAUAAAGGGAGGCAAACCAACUCUAUGCACAGAGUUUCUCCAGAUAAUGGAAGCUAAGGGUUGCAAGCCCACUUUACAUACUCAUGCUAUUCUGGCCAGAGAAUUGUCUGCAAAAGACAAAUCAUCAAAAACUUCAAUAGUUGAGAUACUGGAGACCUGAGACUAAUUUCUUGUUCAGCUGUUGAAUAUUGAGGCAUUGUUCAGGUGAGCUGCUGAAUUGAUGGUCAGCCAAGUGAAGUGAGUUUCAGAUUCAGACAAAUUAAUUCUGCAGUAAUCAUUCUAUCAUUUCUCAUGAGAAUCAACUUUUCAGCUGAAUACAUAUUUGUCAUUAGUGGGAUCGAACAAAAGGAUUUUUCCCUCAGAGAAUGAGUGAAGUAUGCCAAUGGGAGGCUCUAGCAAAUGCAGAAACAGCUCGGAAGUUCUUAACCAGAAAUCCAAACAAUUUUAAGGACCAUCCAAAGGACUAUUUCAGAGAACAAGCAAAAUAAGGAUGGGGAUUGGAAGAUUAUAGCAGUACUCCGAACAAGAAAAAGAAGCAUGACAAAGAACGGCUUGCAUCAACUGCUAUGAAACUGGCUAUUCCUAAUGACUCCAAGGCAAGGUAUAAAAACUUAGCAGACAUAAGAGCUUGAAACUGCUCCCAUGUUAAUAACAACUCAUGAGGUAUUAGAGGCAACUUACCAAUAUAUUGGAAACAAGAGAUAAAACUCAAAAUAUUCCAGGUUCUUUCUUUUUGAACUCUCUUUUUCUCACAUGCAUUAAAUUUGUUGUUAAUUCUUUUGAUCAGAUGUAUCUAGCUUAAUUUCUGAUCCAACAGAAUUUUUGCUUAGACUGGGCUCACUGGUGUUGGUGCUCCCAUGAUGAUGCAAGCACCUGUAGAAUAAAAUAAAACAAAUAUGUUUAAUUUUUUUCCUCUGUAACCAAACAAAUGUUUGAUCAGAUUUUAGAAUUGGAAGAAGACGUGGAAGCUGGAGAAGAGUCCAUCUUCCAAGCCUCUCAAAAGAAAA
This is a messenger RNA of Musa acuminata subsp. malaccensis (wild Malaysian banana), 3731 nucleotides long. Its product is annotated as pentatricopeptide repeat-containing protein At5g65560. Gene Ontology annotation, molecular function: protein binding. Lineage: Eukaryota; Viridiplantae; Streptophyta; Magnoliopsida; Zingiberales; Musaceae. The record is from RefSeq and is a predicted model, not a curated record.